CUCAUGAGUGACACGUGACGAGGAAGGAGGAGGGCUUUACUCGGUGUGACUGGUUAGACACUAAUGUGCUGAUCUCAGAUGACCAACAUUUCAAAUGGAGGACUCAUCUCUACAGCUGCUGCUGGUUCUGAUCUCACUGCUGAGCUGCACAACCAACCAAGCCUCUCUGACUGUGAGUCCAAGCAGCUCUCAGAUGUUUAAAAGACAGUCUGUCUCUCUGAGCUGUGAGGAGGACGACAGCUCUGCUGGAUGGACUCUGAGGAGGAACACAACCAGAGACACCAGGACUCAGUGUGGAGAUGGCUGGGGAAGACCUACUGGUGUUAAUUCUUCCUGUAACAUCAGCUACAUGGUCCCAUGGUACAGUGGAGUUUACUGGUGUGAGUCCAGAGAGGGAGCAACCAGUAACAGCAUCAACAUCACUGUCACUGAUGGACCAGUGAUCCUGCAGAGUCCUGUCCUCCCUGUGAUGGAGGGAGAAGACCUCACUCUGCUCUGUAAAACAGAGACGUCCUCCAACCUCCCAGCUGGUUUCUAUAAAGAUGGCUCCUUCAUCAGGACUGAGCCUGCAGGUCACAUGACCAUCCACCAUGUUUCCAGGUCUGAUGAAGGCCUCUACAAGUGUCUCAUCAGCAGUGUUGGAGAGUCUCCACCCAGCUGGGUCUCUGUCACAGGGAAACCCACGACAACCAGUCCUCCUACAACCCCCUCUUCUAGCUUCAACACUUCUUCCCCUCCCCCCUCCAGUCCCGGCUCCUCUCCUCCUCCCCUUGUGUUCUGGUCCGUUUCAGUCGGUGUCCUGGUUCUCCUGGUUCUCCUGGUUCUGCUGGUUCUGCUGGUGAGACGAUGCAUCGGUAGGAAACCUAAAGCUGAAGUAGAAGCUGGAGAUGAUGACGUCACAUACAGUGAUAUCACAAUAUCACGUAACCUGCAACAGCCAAUCAGACGGAGCAGAGAGAGUGAUCCUGCUGCAAUCUACUCUGAAGUGAGAACAGAAGACGUCUGUUACGGACAAAUAGUGAUCAAAGACAAGAAAUCAAACAGGAAGAGAGAGAGAGAUCCAGCUGCAGUCUACUCAGCAGUGAGAGGAGCUGAAGACGUCAGUUAUGGACAAAUAGUGAUCAAAUCAAACAGGACCAGAGAGCCUCCAGCAGACCCAGAGGUCCUCUACUCCUCACUGAGGAAGACCUGAACACCAUCACACCAGUCCAACCAGUGGAGUCCAGCCGGCCAAUCACUGGUCCCCAGAGACCCUCACACCUCGCUACAUUGAUCUGUUUGAUUUCUUAUUAAAGCUAAAUGAGAUUAAUGCAGCAGCAAAGAGACAAACCACUUAUAUUUAGAGCAUGUUUGCGUUCUUUCAACGGGUUUGUGCAAAAAAUACUUCCCCUAUAAGUGUUUUGUACGGUUCACAACACCAACAAAUAUCAACUGAACAGAGUCUAAUGAUAAUAACUAUUUACUGAUAUUGAUAUAUUGUAUUUAUGAGCUUGUUUCUGUGCAGGAUCAAUAAACUCUGGUGUCUCCUCGU
Molecule: messenger RNA, 1531 nt
Organism: Sander lucioperca (pikeperch)
Lineage: Eukaryota; Metazoa; Chordata; Actinopteri; Perciformes; Percidae
Product: low affinity immunoglobulin gamma Fc region receptor III-like
Exons: 9
Coding region: 95-1192 (365 amino acids)
Biological process (GO): cell surface receptor signaling pathway
Molecular function (GO): transmembrane signaling receptor activity
Source: RefSeq, a predicted model, not a curated record